UAACCAUUUAAUAUUAUAAUGUAAUUAAUAUAAUUUUAUUUAUUUCACUGUGAUAAUUUGAAAUUUAAAAAUUUCGGACCCCUAUUUAAUAAUAGCAAUUAAUUUUCUUUUACAAUUUGAUGCUUUAAAUUUCUUUUAAUCAAAUGUAUUUUUGUAAUGCUUUUUCGGUUAAAUUUAGAGAACAUGUUUUAAUUUCAAGUAAUAAGCGUCUUUUAUCCGCUUUAUCCAGCAUUAAAAAGCCUUCAAUAACCAUUACUCAAAAUUUAAAUAAGAGUACAACAAUGCAUACCUCUGUUUAUGUUUUAAUGAGAUAUAAUUUCUUUAGACAAAGUUUACCUCGAUUAAGCCCGAAAAUAUAUAUUUCUCGAAAUAUAAAUGGUUUUAACAAUCGCACACAGCUUUCGGAACGUUCUCCACAAAAUCCUUUAUAUCCAUAUCAGAGAUACGUACGUUUUAAAAACGCCACACCAUUUUAUCAAAAACAAAUAUUUUGGGUUUAUACUGGUACGGUUGGAGGACUUGGAGGAGUAUAUUAUGUGAGCCAUUUAGAAACGGUACCCGUAACUAAUAGGCGCAGGUUCAUUGAUGUUACUCCCAAACAAGAAGAGAAAUUGGCACAACAAGCAUAUAAUGAGGUUAUGAAGCAAUAUGGUAGAAAAAUUUUACCGCCUUUUGAUCAUCGUACAAAAUUUGUAAAGAAAGUUGCUCGACAAAUCGUAAGUGUAAGUGGAAUGCAAGAUUUAAAUUGGGAAUUUCAUGUUAUUGAAUCUAAAGAAAAAAAUGCUUUCGUACUUCCUGGUGGUAAAGUCUUUGUUUUUACGGGAAUUUUACCUAUUGUCGGGAAUGAAGAUGGAUUGGCUGCGGUGUUAGGUCAUGAGAUUGGUCAUCAGGUUGCGCGUCAUAGCGCCGAGAAACUCUCUUUUGUAAAAAUUUUAAUUUUAGCACAAUUAUUCCUUAGUAUCAUUAUAGAUCCCGGCCUAUUAGGUCGGCUCUUGAUGGAGUUUGGUAUGAUGUUACCUUUUUCACGAAAAUGUGAAAUAGAAGCUGAUUAUAUUGGGCUUAUAUUAAUGGCUCAAGCUUGUUAUGAUCCUAGGGAAGCAAGAAAAGUAUGGGAGCGAAUGAGUAUUGCUCAAAAGAAUUCACCACCACAAUUUUUGAGUACACAUCCAGCUCAUGAAUCAAGAAUCCGUAAAAUUAAUGAAUGGAUGCCAGAAGCUUUACAGAAAAGGGAACAAAGUGAUUGUGUAAAUGAAUAUACAGGUUUUAUGGAUACUAUGAAUCAUUUUAGAGAUCAAUGGGUUAAGUGGUAAAAAAGUAUAAUGGAAUUUAUUAUAAUAGAAUAUAUGAAUAAAAUAAAUAUGCA
This is a messenger RNA of Rhizophagus irregularis DAOM 181602=DAOM 197198, 1363 nucleotides long. RefSeq lists its product as uncharacterized. Gene Ontology annotation, biological process: mitochondrial protein processing; protein quality control for misfolded or incompletely synthesized proteins. Gene Ontology annotation, cellular component: mitochondrial inner membrane. Gene Ontology annotation, molecular function: metalloendopeptidase activity. Lineage: Eukaryota; Fungi; Glomeromycota; Glomeromycetes; Glomerales; Glomeraceae. The record is from RefSeq and is a predicted model, not a curated record.